GACCUGCUGCAGAAGUACUCCUACAUCCGCAAGACGCGGCCGGACGGGAAUUGCUUCUACCGCGCCUUCGGCUUCGCGCACCUGGAGGCGCUGCUGGAGGACGGCCAGGAGCUGCAGCGGUUCAAGGAGGUGUCGGCGCGCAGCAAGGAGGAGCUGGUGGCUCAGGGCUUCACCGAGUUCACCAUCGAGGACUUCCACAACACGCUGAUGGAGCUGAUCGAGCGCGUGGAGCGCCGCGUGCCGCUGCCCGAGCUGCUGGCGGCGUUCAACGAGCCGGCCACGUCCGAUUACCUGGUGGUUUACCUGCGCCUGCUGACCUCGGGCUGCCUGCAGCGCCACCGGCGCUUCUUCGAGCAGUUCCUGGAGGGCGGCCGCAGCAUCAAGGAGUUCUGCCAGCAGGAGGUGGAGCCCAUGUGCAAGGAGAGCGACCACAUCCACAUCAUCGCGCUGGCGCGGGCGCUGCACGUCUCCAUCCUGGUGGAGUACAUGGACCGGGGCGAGGGCGGCGCCACCAACCCGCACGUGUUCCCCGAGGGCUCCCAGCCCCGCGUCUGCCUCCUCUACCGCCCCGGGCACUACGACAUCCUCUACAAGUGACCCCCGGCCCGAGACCCCCGCCCCGGGCACCCCCGGGACCCCCGA
This is a messenger RNA of Melospiza melodia melodia, 642 nucleotides long. It is a transcript of the gene OTUB1, whose product is annotated as OTU deubiquitinase, ubiquitin aldehyde binding 1. Lineage: Eukaryota; Metazoa; Chordata; Aves; Passeriformes; Passerellidae. The annotation marks the transcript as partial. The record is from RefSeq and is a predicted model, not a curated record. Gene Ontology annotation, cellular component: nucleus. Gene Ontology annotation, molecular function: cysteine-type deubiquitinase activity; ubiquitin binding. The transcript has 4 exons. Gene Ontology annotation, biological process: protein K48-linked deubiquitination; negative regulation of double-strand break repair.